AUGGAUGAGAAUGUGAGUGAUUAUAUUAUCAACGGAUGUUGGAAUGUGGCUAAGUUAUCUUUGAUUCUGCCUUCUGAUAUUGUGAAAUUUAUUAUUGGUAUUCCCCUUCCUGCAAUUAAUAUGAAGGAUGAGUUUAUUUGGGGUCCGUCCCCCUCUGGAGAUUUUACUAUUAAAUCAGCAACCUGUGUAGGGGUUGAGGAUCUAAACCACCUCUUUUUCUCUUGCCCCUAUGCUUCGGAUGUUUGGAGGACAGCUGGGAUCUCUUCUCUUGGUUUUAAUACAUUUGAUGAUUGGUUUUCUUCUUGGUUCGACAUUGGAUACGAAAAUAUUUCUACUGAAAAUUGUGUUCUGAUUUGCUGGAAAAUUUGGGAGGCAAGAAACAACCUAGUCUUUCGGCAGACAGUCUCCUCCCCUGCCUCAGUUGUCUUCUCCUCUGCGGCAAUUGCUAAAGAUUUCAGAUGCGCCAACUCGGUGUCCAUUUCAACUGCUUCUUCAAAGUCGGCCUCCCCUUCGGUUCUUCGGCCUCGACGUUCAGACAUUAAAUGGAAACCUCCCUCUCCUGGUUUCUGGAAGCUAAACUUUAAUGGUUCCGUCGUUGGAAACAAAAGUGCUGUUGCGGGUUUUGUCCUUCGAGAUGAGCAUGGUAACCCUAUUUUUGCCGGGUCCAGAAAUAUUGGGGUCUCCUCAGUUCCUGUUGCGGAAGGAGAUGCUCUUCGUGAUGGACUCUAUCAUGCCCUUCUCCUCGGAUGUAGGAAGAUUUUAGCUGAAGGUGAUUCCAAGCUUCUGAUUGACGUUGUCAAUAAAAAGUGUGCCACUCCGUGGAGGCUUCGUACUCUUGCCAAAGAUAUCGAUAACCUUUCUACCAAUUUUGAGCACAUUGUCUUUGCUUUCAUCCCUCGGGAGGCAAAUUUUUUGGCUGAUGCGAUGGCGAAUCAAGGUCACCUUUUGAAGACUCCUACUACUUGGAAGGGAAGACUCCCCCUUUCAGCCCUUUCUGCUUUCAACUUUGAUUCUUUUAGUUUCGGUUGUCCUAGGGGCUUCCGGUUGUAA
Rosa chinensis is the source of this 1050-nucleotide messenger RNA. RefSeq lists its product as uncharacterized. NCBI's taxonomy places the organism in Eukaryota, Viridiplantae, Streptophyta, Magnoliopsida, Rosales, Rosaceae. The transcript is spliced from 2 exons. Bases 1 to 1050 code for a protein of 349 amino acids. The record is from RefSeq and is a predicted model, not a curated record. Gene Ontology annotation, molecular function: nucleic acid binding; RNA-DNA hybrid ribonuclease activity.